Dioscorea cayenensis subsp. rotundata (Guinea yam) is the source of this 1156-nucleotide messenger RNA. Its product is annotated as transcription factor bHLH93-like. NCBI's taxonomy places the organism in Eukaryota, Viridiplantae, Streptophyta, Magnoliopsida, Dioscoreales, Dioscoreaceae. Gene Ontology annotation, biological process: regulation of DNA-templated transcription. Bases 77 to 1003 code for a protein of 308 amino acids. Gene Ontology annotation, cellular component: nucleus. The transcript has 4 exons. Gene Ontology annotation, molecular function: sequence-specific DNA binding; protein dimerization activity; DNA-binding transcription factor activity. The record is from RefSeq and is a predicted model, not a curated record.
ACCCCUCAGCUCUCAUCCCCCACCUCUCCAAAGGAAUAUUUGUCCCCCCCAACCCACAUCUCAAUCUCAUAUCUCAAUGGAUCUUGAUGAUCAUCCAUUCAUGGAUUCAUCUUGGGUUGAUGCAUUCCCUUUCUUCUCUGGUGAGGUGGCUUGCUUGGAUUGCUUUCAAGAAACCACCACUGUUCCUGCUACCACUUCGACCUCUACCUCUUUUAACCCUACCUUUUUCGCCGCUGAUCAUCUUGACAGCGUCGUCAAUGUUGGUGUAGCAAAUGAUAAUCAGAUGAGUACCGGGUUCGAUUGCUGUUUCGGUGAAGUUUACGGUCAGAUCUCACCAUCGUUGCCGGAGUUUCAUCAUCAGGUCGGUGGGUUUCUAGAUCGAAGUGUGGUUGAGAGAAGUGAGACCACCGCCGCCGCCGCCGCUGCGUCUGCGGCGGCGCCGGUGCGUGCCGAGAGGAAGAAGAGGAAAGUUGAAGGUAUGCCUUCUAAGAAUCUCAUGGCUGAACGUCGCCGGCGAAAGAGGCUCAAUGAUCGACUCUCUAUGCUUCGCUCUGUUGUUCCUAAGAUUAGUAAGAUGGAUAGAACAUCAAUAUUGGGAGAUACUAUUGAUUAUAUGAAAGAUUUGUUGGAGAGGAUAAAGAUGCUGAGGGAAGAGAUUGAAGGAGGUGCAGGAUUGCAGUCUGAAAAUUUGCUUAACAUCUUUAAAGAGUUGGACACUAAUGAGGUGUUGGUUAGGAACUCCCCAAAGUUUGAUGUGGAGAGGAGGGACAGAGAUACAAGGAUUGAGAUUUGUUGUGCUGCAAAGUCUGGUUUGUUGCUUUCAACAGUUAGCACUUUGGAAUCUCUGGGCCUGGAAAUUCAACAGUGUGUUGUGAGCUGCUUCAAUGAUUUUGGCAUGCAAGCUUCUUGUUCUGAGGAGGUGGAGAGAAGGAAGGAGAUGAGCAGUGAGGAAAUUAAGCAAGCAUUGUUUAGGAAUGCAGGAUAUGGAGGCAGAUGUGUUUAAAGAGAAUAAAACUCUUUUUUAGUGGGUCUUUUUUUAUUUUUAUUUUUAUUUUUGGGCAAAGCUUGAUGGAGAGAUUUGUGGGGGGAUGUCAGAUGUGCUUCAAUAAUUGCUCUUUCUUUGAUCAUUAAUGUUAUAUUUUGCAUGUUUUCUUAA